Molecule: messenger RNA, 2412 nt
Organism: Corylus avellana
Lineage: Eukaryota; Viridiplantae; Streptophyta; Magnoliopsida; Fagales; Betulaceae
Source: RefSeq, a predicted model, not a curated record
CAAAAAAGCGCAGCAGAUUGUGGUUACAUGAGGAUGUUUUAAAUGUAUUGCGAAACCAUACGGGAUCAGAAACAGUCGAGGGUCUCAUUUUAAAUCUCCUCUUACUUGAAGAUGUCAAUUUGAAAACUGAAGCAUUUACAAAUAUGAAGAAUUUGAGAUUGCUCCAAAUCGAUUCUGUGCAUCUCACAGGGUCUUAUGAACAUCUCUCUAAAGAGCUAAAAUGGCUUCAUUGGCAUAAGUGCCCUCUGAAAUUUUUACCGCAGAAUUUUCAUCUAGAGAACCUUGUUAUUCUUGACAUGCAGCACAGUAACGUCAAACAAGUUUGGAAGAAGAAGAAAAUAUUCAACAAGUUGAAGGUCCUUAAUCUCAGCAAUUCCAAAUGUCUCACCGAAUCACCAGACUUCUCACAAGUCCCACAAUUGGAGAUACUAAUACUUGAGGGUUGCACAAGCUUGGUUAAGGUUCAUGAGUCUAUUGGAUAUCUCAAAAGACUUGUUUUGCUGAAUUUACAAAAAUGCAAGAACCUUAGGAAUCUUCCAAGCAGCAUUUAUAACUUAGAAUCUCUUACAACUCUUGUAUUGUCUGAGUGCCUUAAUCUUAAAAAGUUACCGGAUUACUUGGGGAAUAUGAUGGCUUUAACGGUGCUGCAUGUGGAGAACACUGCUAUUAAGCAACUACCAUCCUCCUUUAGCCUUCUGAAGAAUCUUGAAACUUUAUCAUUACGUGGAAGUGAAUGCCUCAUUGAAUCACCAAAGUUCUUAGAAACUUCUUGCUUAAAGAAACUGAUACUUGAAGGUUGUACAAGCUUGGUUGAGGUUCACAACUCCAUUGGACUUCUAAAAAUACUAAAGGAACUAAAUUUGGGCAGGUGCAAGAAGCUUAGAAAUCUUCCAAGUAGCAUUUCUAACUUAGAGCUUCUUGAAACUCUUGUGUUGUCUGACUGCUUAGAACUUGAUAAGUUACCGGAACAAUUGGGGAAUAUGAAGGCUUUAAAAUUUUUGUUGGCAGGCAGAACUAAUAUUGAGCAACGACCAUCCUCCUUGGGUCCUAAAAGGAAUCCUAUAAUUAUGCCGUUACUUGGAUGUGAAGUACCAUCCUCAUCACGGAUAUCACCUAAAGGCUCCAAGCACAUAAGUUUGUUUCCUUCCCCUUAUGAAUUAUGGUCUUUGACAAACCUGAGACAACUAGAUCUCAGUGGGCGUAAUUUGUCUGAAGAUGAGUUUCCUGUUGAAUUUGGAGUUUUAUCUUCACUCGAAAUAUUGGAUUUAUCGAGAAACAAUUUUCGUAACCUACCUGAUUGCAUCAACUACCUUCCUGAAUUAUUGCAAUUGAAUUUGAACGAGUGUAGUACUCUUCAAUCAAUCUCAGUCCCCUUUAUUGUACAGGUUUUUGGAAUUUUGAGAGCAAAUGACUGCAUAUCAUUGGAAAGAAUUUUAACUUUGACGAACGAGAGUUUAGGAUCUUUGUCCCUUAAUAAUUGCCAGAAACUGGUUGAGAUUCAAAGUUCGAAGAGUUUGCGAUCUGGAGCAUGUCUUCUCAUGGGAAGGUGCAACAAUCUAUCACCUGCUUUUAGGGAGAGUGUUCUCCAGAUGUUGUGCAAGACAGAUCAUAUAGGUACCAUUUGCCUCCCCGGAAGUGAGAUUCCAAAUUGGUUUAGCCAUCGGACAAUCGGUUCUUCAAUAUGCAUUCGUGUACCCUCCUUUUGGGGUGGUAAAAUCGGCAAGAUGCUUCUUUGCGUUGUUCUUGCGGCAAAAAAGGAAGCACCCAGAAACCUAUCUGGAGUGAGUAGCUUCAGCUGGAGAUUACAUAAUAAAACUAGAACUCACCAAAUGCCUUUAUAUUUAGUGUUCCCAGCUGAUUGCUUUUUUGGUAGCUGUGAAGAUCAAAUAUUUGUAGAGGCGAUGGGAGAUGAUCAUCUUACGCGAGGUUAUAUGAAAAGUGGAGACGAAAUAGAGGUAUCUGUCGACUUCUCGGAUGAAGAGGUUAAGGGUGAAAUACAAGUAAAGAAGUGUGGAAUUCAUCUACUAGUUGAUGAGCCAAGUGUAAUUGAUACAAGUGGAGACAAAAUAAAACGGUUCUUCGUCGGCAAGGAAGUCCCGGUUUAUGCAGGAGAGGUGUGUAGAAUACCACUAAAUGAGGCAAAUGCUACACAAGUAGAUGAAAGUGAUUUUUGUUCCAGUCUAGAUUUUUUUCUACGCACACAACUCAGGCAUCAUUAGAAUUGUUAUUGGGGGGAAAAACCAUUAUGUUCUUGCAAAAAAUAUUUUGAGGAAAUAUUGAUUAUAUUUUUCUACCAUUUAUGUGACACUUUUUUUUUUCUAGGCAUGUAUGUGACAUGACACUAUUAUUGAAAUGCAUGACUAUUUUUACCUUCUGGUGUGUCAUAUUAUCCGAACGGAAAUUUAUGAUCCA